Eufriesea mexicana is the source of this 540-nucleotide messenger RNA. RefSeq lists its product as uncharacterized. The transcript has 3 exons. The coding region runs from base 1 to 540 and encodes 179 amino acids. The record is from RefSeq and is a predicted model, not a curated record. Lineage: Eukaryota; Metazoa; Arthropoda; Insecta; Hymenoptera; Apidae.
AUGAAUUCAGGAACGACAAUGUGGCUUUCAGUCUUCUGUUCAAUUUGUAUUUUGGGAAAUUGUUACAGCCUUGAUUACAACGGUGCUAAACUAGUAACUUACGGUGAACCUUGCGUUACAACUCGUCGAUUCCCUUUUCAAAUCGAGGGACCUAAACCGCCACCAAAGGAAGAAAAGAUACCUGUAUCGUUAAACUUUAGAAUUGUUUCUGAUAUGUAUGUUCAACCUCGUCGUACUGAAUAUCCAAUUUCGUUAGACAUACCAUGUACUACUUCAACACCAUCAGAAAAGUUAUCGAUAGAUGAUACUUUACGAGGAAAAGUUUACACGUACAAUACUUAUACUCCUUAUGACUUUAAUUCGGCAUCAUCUUCGAAAAAUUAUAAUUUUGGCAUUGAUGUCCCAAGUAUAACAAAAGACUCUAUUACUGAAUGCGAAACGAAACGAAUUGAACGACUGAAAGGACUUAAAUCUCGAAUUGAUCGAAUACUUGUUCCUGCUUGCGAUGUUCCAUCAAGAUCAUCGUAUUGUCAAUGUUAA